Cannabis sativa is the source of this 1870-nucleotide messenger RNA. Its product is annotated as glycerol kinase. The transcript has 4 exons. Gene Ontology annotation, biological process: glycerol metabolic process; glycerol-3-phosphate biosynthetic process; triglyceride metabolic process. Gene Ontology annotation, cellular component: mitochondrion. Gene Ontology annotation, molecular function: glycerol kinase activity. Lineage: Eukaryota; Viridiplantae; Streptophyta; Magnoliopsida; Rosales; Cannabaceae. The record is from RefSeq and is a predicted model, not a curated record. The coding region runs from base 114 to 1676 and encodes 520 amino acids.
UUUUUUUUAUUAUUAUUUAUCUAUAUAUAUAUAUAAAAUCCUCUGUUUUUCCUCUGCAUUUUCAUAUCUAUUAUUAAGAAAAAAAGAAAAGAAGUGAUUUUUCGAAAGCGGAGAUGUCGUCGAGUUAUGUUGGGUCACUUGAUCAGGGUACCACUAGUACGAGGUUCAUAAUCUACGACAAACAAGCUCGCCCUGUUGGAUCUCACCAGGUCGAGUUCAAACAGUAUUAUCCUGAAGCCGGAUGGGUCGAGCACGAUCCAAUGGAGAUUUUGAAGAGUGCGAAAGAUUGUAUUGCGAAAGCUGUAGAAAAGGCCAAGGAAGAUGGUCACGACGUUGAAAAUGGUCUCAAGGCUAUUGGGUUGACCAAUCAGAGAGAGACUACUCUCGUUUGGAGCAAAUCUACUGGUGCUCCUCUCCACCAUGCCAUUGUUUGGAUGGACGUCCGUACAAGUUCCAUUUGCAGAAAAUUGGAGAAGGAGUUGUCUGGUGGAAGGACUCAUUUCGUUGAAACAUGUGGUUUGCCCAUAAGCACAUAUUUCAGUGCUGUGAAGUUGCUUUGGUUACUUGAAAAUGUUGAGACUGUUAAGAAAGCUGUGGAGAAUGGUGAUGCUCUCUUUGGAACCAUUGAUUCUUGGCUUAUCUGGAAUUUGACAGGUGGAGUCAAUGGAGGUGUACACGUAACUGAUGUCUCCAAUGCUUCUAGGACUAUGCUCAUGAACCUCAAAACUCUUGAAUGGGACAAACCUACAUUGGAAACUUUGGGAAUCCAAGCUGGGAUUUUGCCAAAGAUUGUUAGUAACUCUGAGGUUAUUGGGAACAUCACAGAUGGAUGGGGUAUCACUGGUGUCCCAAUCUCAGGAUGUUUGGGUGAUCAACAUGCUGCUAUGUUGGGUCAAGCUUGUAGAAAAGGAGAAGCUAAGAGUACUUACGGAACUGGUGCUUUUAUACUUCUCAAUACUGGUGAAGAGAUAAUUCACUCAAAGAAUGGUCUUUUGAGCACCUUGGCAUACAAGUUAGGCCCUAACUCGUCGGCUAAUUAUGCUCUCGAGGGCUCGAUUGCUAUUGCUGGUGCUGCUGUUCAGUGGCUUAGAGAUAGCCUUGGUGUUAUUAAUAGUGCUAGUGAGAUCGAGGCUUUGGCAAAGUCUGUUGAGACCACUGGAGGUGUCUACUUUGUACCAGCUUUUAAUGGAUUGUUUGCUCCUUGGUGGAGAGACGAUGCUCGCGGUGUUUGUAUUGGGAUUACUAGGUUCACCACCAAGGCUCACAUUGCUAGAGCUGUGCUUGAGAGUAUGUGUUUUCAAGUGAGAGAUGUGUUGGAGUCAAUGCACAAGGAUGCUGGUGAAAAGGGUGAGACUAAGAAUGAGAAAGGAGAGUUUUUGCUUAGAGUGGAUGGUGGUGCUGCUGUUAAUGACCUUCUGAUGCAGAUUCAGGCUGAUUUGUUGGGGAGCCCAGUAGUGAGACCAGCUGACAUAGAGACCACAGCUCUUGGGGCAGCUUAUGCAGCUGGAUUAGCUGUUGGGGUUUGGAGUGAAGAGGAAAUCUUUGGUUCUGGAGAAAAGGCCAAGACUGACAAAAAUUUCAGUCCCAAAUUAGAUGGAGAAGUUAGGAAGAAGAAGGUUGAGUCUUGGUGUAAAGCUGUUACAAGGACCUUUGACUUGGCUGAUCUCUCUCUUUAAAAACUUAUUUUCUGUUUAUUGAUCAUUUCUGUUUUUUUUUUUUUUUUUUUUUUUUUACAUUUCUAUGCUAUUCUUGGUAACAAGUGUUGUUUAAUGAUUGAUUUGGCAUACACAUUUACUUGUACCUUGGUUGAUAAAAAUAUAAUAAAUGACAUUUCUUUUUAGGACAUCUCUAAUUAGGAGUGUUCAUCUAA